Messenger RNA from Dendroctonus ponderosae (mountain pine beetle), 1765 nucleotides. Its product is annotated as serine protease 42. Lineage: Eukaryota; Metazoa; Arthropoda; Insecta; Coleoptera; Curculionidae. The record is from RefSeq and is a predicted model, not a curated record. Gene Ontology annotation, biological process: proteolysis. The transcript has 6 exons. The coding region runs from base 19 to 1245 and encodes 408 amino acids. Gene Ontology annotation, molecular function: serine-type endopeptidase activity.
GCGUUUUGUGCAACAAAAAUGUGUAUCAAAACUAUUAUCUUCGUCGCUGUGUUUGGUUUAUCGUAUGGGCAGCUCCAAACCCGCUCAUAUUCCUGCGUUAUUCCAUCGCUCUGCAGAGAUGGCAGUAUUAUCGAUCCUCGAAUUCUAAAUCCAUCUGGAGGAGGAGCAGCAUCUCCCAAUCCGUUGAGUGGAGCAGGUGGAGGCGGAGGCGCCAUGCCUAGUGGCGGUGGAGGAGGCGCUUUUCCUAGUGGAGGCGGUGGAGGAGGCGCUUUUCCUAAUGGAGGUGGUGGAGGCGGUGGAGGAGGAGGUGCUCCUCCAAGUGGAGGUGGAGGUUCUGCACCAGGUGCGCCAACGCCUUCGAUUGGCAUAAUUACUCAAGGUUCAGAUUGUUCCUCUGGAUACAUCAGGUGUACUUUGGUUACAUGUGGAACUCCCUCAACGCAGCCCAGUACUCAAGAUGGAAUUGCCACUCAAAACGCCUUUCCUUGGCAAGCUUUUCUCAUCAAUAACAACAACGUGGGUGUGAGGAACGGUUAUGCUGGAGGAGGUGUUUUGCUCGAUCAAUACCAUGUCUUGACGGCCGCUCAUAAAGUAACCAACUUAACAAGUGUGAGUGUUUCGAUGGGGGUUUACAGUACUGCCAACUCGGGCAACGUCCAAACGGUCCAAGUGGCUCAAGUGUGGAUACACAGCAAUUACGAUCAGACUUACUUGAAAAACGAUGUAGCGGUUCUGCGUUUGGCAACACCUUUUAAUAUAAAUAACAAUGCGAUGCCAAUUUGCUUACCGACGUCUGGCCGAAGCUACAUAGGCGCUACUAGCUCCUCCUGUAUCGUUUCUGGUUGGGGCCAAACCAGCUUCAGAGUUGAUGAUGCCCCCACUCAAAGCCUGAAGCAGGUACAUGUGCCGAUUGUAACCAAUGACGCCUGCACGAAUUCCUACUCAAACGUUCUUGGAGCCAGUAAUGCUGCAGCUUACUUAGAUUUUCCCAAUGAAAUAUGUGCUGGCGGGCAGAAUCAACUGGACGCGUGCACGCAAGACGGAGGCUCGCCAUUGGUCUGCUCAGAUACGGCGCCCACUUUCAACUUGGUAGGGCUGGUACUAUGGGGAAAGGACUGCGGUCAAAGCGGAAGAUACGGGGUGUAUCUCAAUGUUCCCUCGUAUGUUUCGUGGAUUCAGUGCACUAUUCAAUGCAUCCAAGGCCAGACCACUUGUAGUAACUGUCCGUCCAGGAGAAUUAUCUAACGUUGUUUUUUCAUUAAUUAUUAUUUAUUAUUACAAUACUAUUUAGUAAUUUGUUUGUGCAUGAUAAUUGAUGACGCUUUUUAGUCUUGGUUUGUCAUCAAUUUUAUCAAAAGUUUUGGUUGGGUCAAAUUAAUAUUUCUUUCACUCACGAAAAAUAGCCUUGCCAUUAAAUGGGAGCGAAUUGGAAUUGAAAUGUUCCGGGUUAGUUUUUGAAUUUAGAAAUCGUCUAGAUAAUGACCCCUUAUGAUAUAAUAUCUUCUUAUUCAAGCACAUGUAAGCAAGCAAUCGGUUGAUUCUUGGCAUUAGAUGCCUACCUACAGCAACCAAACUUGCUUUACAUUAUUGGAAAUUCAGUUUAGUAUGCGAUUUUUUUUAUUUAGCUAAACAUGUCUUAUAUGCCAUAUGAAUGCUGUAAAUAGUAUGCGUUUGUAAAAUGUAUGUAAAAAAAUAAAAAAAUAUUCUAAGAUAAGCGCUAUCAAACAUAUCAACAAAUUAUUAAUAAGACAUAUAUUUAUCAAUG